AUGCCUUCUUAUAGUGGCUCCCCCUCCCUCUUCGGGCCUGUCACUUCCCAUGAUCCUCAUCUUCCCCCUCAUAUCCCCCCGGAUCAGUCCUCUUUGACCAUCCAAGUCUCAUCCUCGCCUGAUCGUGCUAUCCCAAUUGAGAAUUUUAUAAGCUGGACAACCACGACGGCUACUGCGGUCUCUUCGCUCAGCACUAGCCAUCGUAACGAGGUCGACUCUUCACUAUUUGAUUCCUCUAACUCGCAAUCGUCCAACGUCGGGGAUCUGUCCCUGGCUGUGGAGCAGAUGAUCGGAAAGGCAAAAGCAACAAUUGUCAUUCUUACUUCACUGAUCGCCUAUGUGUCGAUCAAUAGCUUGAUCCGUGCCCUGAACCCGUCGGCCUUUAUUUGGUAUGAAGAAGACCGAGACGAGCAGCGCUGGAUCGCUUCCUCUCGGUCAUGGAUCGACCGGAAAGCCUGCCGUUGGUUGAGUCUCUGCGGUACCGCCCAUUUCCGCACGGUUCGCCCGCGCUUCGGCCAGCGCAAAUUCCUGGCCGAGUUUAACUCCUCUGCCGAAGAGCUAGAGGAGGAAUCGGCUCCUUGGCGUUCAUUUUGGUUCCGAAAACAUGACCAUCCAGCAGCUCAGUGGGACGAUACCGAACAGUCUCUAAGAGAAAUUCCUGAUUAUGUGUUUGAAUAUGCUCCCCUGGUACAUCUCUUCUCCAAUGAGCAGUUCUGGCCAUGCGACAUUGCAGAGCAUCUUUACCACACCACUCCGAUGCUCAACUACACGCCCGCUCAGUCGCAACAGAACCAUCGGACGCUGGAGGACCUUGACGAACUGAAUCAGUGGCAAGACGGACGCUAUGUGUUCCUGACGAGCAACGACGACGUUGAGGGGCGUCCCGCUUGGCUAGAAGGCGCGAAAAACAUCCCAGAUCCCUCUAACGAGGAUCAAGAGGAAUCGUGGUCUGAUUGGGAUGGCCGAGUCGACGGACCCGUUCCGGGAGAUACUCCUGAAGGUCGGCUCAAGUGGUAUGACACUGAUCAUCACGCUCUCACCGAUGACGAGACCGCCGCGCUCCCAUUGGAAAAGCUCGGUUACUCUGGAGCAGAUGAGCUGCUUCAGGAUGAGACGGUUCGAGACGAACUGCGGAGGCGCUUUGGUGGAGAACCGAUCGAAAUCCGGGAGACCGGAGGUCGCAGCGAUGCGCCAGCGGUUUUGCUUGUAAUAGACAAGGGGGACGGCAUUGUUGAUGCGUUUUGGUUUUUCUUCUACAGCUUCAAUCUCGGAAACGUCGUUCUCAACGUGCGCUUUGGCAACCAUGUCGGUGACUGGGAGCACUGCCUGGUGCGGUUCCAUCACGGUCGGCCCAAGGCUCUCUUCUUCAGCGCGCAUUCCGCAGGCGAGGCGUACAGCUACGAAGCGGUUGAGAAGAUUGGGCAACGGCCGGUUAUAUAUUCAGCACUGGGUACACACGCCAUGUAUGCUACACCGGGUGUGCAUCCGUACAUUCUCCCAGGAGGUCUUCUUCAUGACCAGACGGAUCGAGGACCGCUGUGGGAUCCUCUGUUGAACUCGCACAUGUACACAUACGAUCCCACGAAUGACACCUUGCGUGCAUCCACCGCCAGCCCGUUGGCUCCCACAGAGUGGUUCUACUUCAACGGCCACUGGGGGGAUAAGUUCUAUCCGCUUGGCGACCGUCGACAGUACCGCUUUGCGGGCCAGUAUCACUAUGUGAACGGUCCGUUGGGUCCUCGAUUCAAACACCUUAACCGCCGCAAGGUAUGUCAAGGGUCUGACGAUGAUCCUUGCGUGAUCAAAAAUUACGUGGGCGAGAAAAUGCGUCCCCAGCGCUUGCCCAAUGCCGUACCUGACGAAUAA
This is a messenger RNA of Aspergillus clavatus NRRL 1, 1866 nucleotides long. RefSeq lists its product as uncharacterized. The transcript has 3 exons. Lineage: Eukaryota; Fungi; Ascomycota; Eurotiomycetes; Eurotiales; Aspergillaceae. The coding region runs from base 1 to 1866 and encodes 621 amino acids. The record is from RefSeq and is a predicted model, not a curated record.